Messenger RNA from Anthostomella pinea, 930 nucleotides. The record is from the annotation of a GenBank genome assembly. Lineage: Eukaryota; Fungi; Ascomycota; Sordariomycetes; Xylariales; Xylariaceae.
AUGAAGACCUCGUCCAUCAUCGCCCUCACAUGCAGUGAGCUGGCAGCCUGCACCGUCCUCUGGGACGGCCGCUUCAACGACAUGACCACGUCGGUUGACCUGGACAACUGGUCGUGGGCGAACCAAGUCGGCGAGUACCAGUGGUACAUCCACGGCGACGGCGUCACGACCGACUACGUGAACCUGUCGCCCGACUACAAGAACCCGGCCGACACGGGCUCGGAACAGGGCGUCAAGAUGACGCUCGACUCGACCGCGUACUGGAACGGCCAGACCAUGCGCCGCACCGAGCUGAUCCCGCAGACGACCGCCGCCAUCAACGCCGGCACCGUCUGGUACCACUUCAGCAUGAUGCGCGAGGACACCAACGCGCCCUCCGUCAACCGCGAGCACCAGAUCUGCUUCUUCGAGAGCCAUUUCACCGAGAUGAAAGCCGGCUGGCUGAGCGGGUCCAGCGGGACGUCUGACACGAACCUGCGCUGGAUGGCGAACAGCGUGUCGCAAUGGGACACCGAGUUCACGGCCGGCGUGUGGCACAACAUUGCGUAUGAGAUCGACUUCACCGGCGGUACUGUCGGGUUCUGGUACUCGACCGGCGCCGAUGACCUUGUGUUGACCGUCGAGCCUGUCUCCGUUUCCGCAUCCAGCAAUGGCGCUGAUUGGCAUCUGGGUGUCCUGGAGCUGCCCAGAGACGGGCGCUUCAAGUGGAGGAGACACAUCCUCGAGCAGCACCACACAGGCUGGCACGACAGUCGGCAGUACCAGCACCCAGACCACGCUGCAAACCUCGACGACCAAGGUCUCGACAGUGACUACGACAGCCGCGCCCGCAACCGCGACGACAUCGGCGACGGCACCGGCCGCGACGACUACUUCGUCAGCGUGCUCGGUGGCCCAGACUUGAACGACUACUAUUCCCAGUGCUUGUAG